AUGCCAGCGUUCAUCCAAAGAUUCGGCACCGAGCUACCUAAUGGCACGAAGAUUCUGACUGCGAGCCAGAUCUCGGUCAUUACUGCAAUCAGGGUCGUUGGUAGCAUUCCUGGGACUUGGGCUUGUCAUUAUCUGGGCAACAAAUGGGGCCGCAAAAAGACUAUUUGGUUUGGCUGCGGCGUCUGCCUUGUUGGUACCGCAUUGCAGACAGGCUCAAUUCAUGUGGCUAUGAUCACAAUAGGGUUGACCACCGCCAGCUUUGGGUAUUUUACCAUGGUAUCGAUGUCAUCCACGCUCAUUAUCGAGAUCUCACCCCCAUCAGUUAGAGGCAUUGCUGGUGGGCUCGCAUCAGUUGCUAUCGGAUUGAGUGGCAUCCUCAGCUCAGGUAUUGCCUGGGGAACCUUCCAUUAUCAAAGCGAGUUUUCGUUCCGCAUGCCACUUGCUCUUCAAAAUGUCUUCCCCGUUUUCAUGGCAAUCUGUAUGCUCUAUGUUAUGGACUCACCAACAUCUUACCUCAUCAACGGCGAUGAUGUGAAUGCUGAAAAGAGUCUUCGGUUGGUUCGUCGUGGGUAUACGGAGGAGGAAAUCAUUACCGAGAUGGAGAUCUUGAAGUGGCAAAACCAACUUCGAAAACAAGUAGAGGAGGUCAGAUGGUUCGAGAUCUUUAAAGGCACCAAUCUACGCCGAACCAUGCUGGGAACAUUCCUCGGUAUCAUACAGAAUCUCUCCGGCGCAAUUUUUGCUGGCAAUUACGCAACGAUCUUUCUCUCACAAGUAGGAACAGCUAACCCUUUCGUCCUGGUGUUUGGCUUGAACAUCCUUAUCCUUGGUGGCUCAUGCCUAGGCGUUGUCCUCGUCGAUACGAUUGGCCGUCGGUCAUUGAUGCUUCUGUCAUUUCUGAUUCUCGCCAUCAUCGACCUCUGUAUUGGUUGCCUAGGAUUCGCAGAUGCGACCAAUGUCGGAGUUAUCAAAGCCAUCGCAGGUUUUAGCCUCCUCUUCGGUUUCGUGGUUUAUGCCGGUCUGGGACCAUUGACGUGGUUGGUUUCCGCAGAGCUACCAACCGCGCGUCUGCGCAACAUUUCAAAUGCUUGGAUCCUCCUCUGCAUCUCCCUAUCCAAUCUCACUGUCACCUACGUUCUUCCUUACAUUGCCAAUAAGGAUGCCGGAAACCUGGGACCAAAGACAUAUCUCAUCUUUGCGUUCUCAAUGACUGUUGGCUUUAUCGUCACAUGGUUCUGCUGGCCUGAGAGUAAAGACAGGUCCAUGGCAGAAUUGGACGAAAUGUUCAAUGCUCGUCUACCUGCAAGGAAGUUCAAGUCAUACCAGACGACAUUGACCGCGGAUAAUAUAGAUUUGGUCGAUAGAGAGAGGGAAAAGUCCGGUGCAGUCGAAGGGCUUAGUGCCGUCGAGCACAAGGACUAA
This is a messenger RNA of Exophiala aquamarina CBS 119918, 1422 nucleotides long. RefSeq lists its product as uncharacterized. Gene Ontology annotation, cellular component: membrane. Gene Ontology annotation, biological process: transmembrane transport; carbohydrate transport. Lineage: Eukaryota; Fungi; Ascomycota; Eurotiomycetes; Chaetothyriales; Herpotrichiellaceae. The record is from RefSeq and is a predicted model, not a curated record. Gene Ontology annotation, molecular function: carbohydrate:proton symporter activity. The transcript is spliced from 3 exons. Bases 1 to 1422 code for a protein of 473 amino acids.